Molecule: messenger RNA, 1218 nt
Organism: Onthophagus taurus
Lineage: Eukaryota; Metazoa; Arthropoda; Insecta; Coleoptera; Scarabaeidae
Product: GPN-loop GTPase 1
Molecular function (GO): GTPase activity
Source: RefSeq, a predicted model, not a curated record
GAAAUCUUCUCAUUAUCAAUCGCAUUUGAGGUUAGUUUGACUUAACCUCAAAAUAUUCGUUUUAAUUCUCAUAAAACGAAGCAUUUAUAUUAAGUGAUUAAAAUUUAUCUCUAUUAUUAUUAUCACUUCUUUUCAUAGCGGAUAAAAUGGGGUCCGAAUCUGAAUUUGGCCCCAAAAAGCACCCCGUUUGUUUAAUUACUCUCGGAAUGGCUGGAUCUGGGAAAACCUCCUUAGUUCAAAGGCUAAGUAAUUCCCAAAAGAAGCCUUACAUCGUAAAUUUAGACCCAGCUUGUUUACAAGUUCCCUAUUUUGCUAAUAUCGAUAUAAGAGACACAGUUAAAUACAAAGAAGUGAUGAAACAAUAUAAAUUAGGCCCAAAUGGAGCUAUAGUGACCUCGCUUAAUUUAUUUUCAACGAAAUUUCCUGAUGUUAUCAAAUUUAUUGAGAAAACCGAACACGAAUUAUGCGUUUUAGACACUCCAGGCCAAAUCGAAGUCUUUACUUGGUCCGUAUCGGGUACAAUUAUAACAGAAACUUUAGCAUCGAGUUUUCCAACGGUCAUUUUAUAUGUAAUUGACACUGUAAGAAGCACAAACCCUGUUACAUUUAUGUCAAACAUGCUUUAUGCUUGUUCAAUUCUUUAUAAAUCUCGUUUACCAUUCAUUGUUGUUAUGAAUAAAACAGAUGUGGUUAAUCAUAAUUAUGCUAAAGACUGGAUGAAUGAUUUUGAGUCAUUUCAAGAAGCUUUAGAAGCCGAUGAGAACUAUAUCAGCAAUUUAACUCGAUCCAUGGCGUUAACUUUGGAUGAAUUCUACCAAAAUUUAAGAGUUUGUGGGGUUUCUGCAGCAACUGGAGAAGGUAUUGAUGAGCUGUAUCGAUUAAUCGAAGAAGCUAGGUUAGAAUAUGAAAGUGAUUAUAGAGUGGAAUGGGAGAGAAUAAAAAAAGAAAGUGAGAAGAAAAAAUCUGCAGUUAAAGAAAAUGUUGAGGAAGGGACAUCUUCAUUAUUAACUGAUGAACCAUUAGGUAGAGAGAGAUCAGAGGUGUCUAUAAGACCCUCUGGGAAUGGGGAAGAGAGCAGUGAAGACUCAGAAGGGGAAGAAAUCCAUCCCUUUGAGAUGGAGGAGGAGGCUGAAAACUUUAGGAAGGUGCUUGAAAAGCAACGAGAGAUGCAGAUUAAAAGGGCUAAAGAAGCUGAAACUAAAAAGAAAGGGGGUUAAA